UUUUUUUUUUUGUUUUUUGCCUUUUUAUCAGUUUGACUUUGCUCUCACUCUCUCUUUUCUUUUCUUUCUUUGUUUAUAUAUAUAUACAAAAUCAAUGGCCCUUUCCAAGCGUAUUGUCAAGGAAACCGAACGACUUCUCAAAGAUCCUGUACCAGGUAUAAGUGCCACACCACAUGAAGAUAACUUGCGUUAUUUUGAUGUUAUAAUUAGUGGACCCGACCAAUCUCCAUUUGAAGGUGGUGUAUUUCGACUAGAAUUGUUUUUGCCUGAAGAUUACCCCAUGGCAGCUCCUAAAGUUCGCUUCUUGACAAAGAUUUACCAUCCCAAUAUUGACAAACUUGGUCGUAUCUGUCUUGAUAUUUUGAAAGACAAAUGGAGUCCUGCAUUGCAAAUACGUACUGUUUUAUUAUCUAUCCAGGCUCUUUUAUCUGCACCAAAUCCUGAUGACCCAUUGGCCAAUGAUGUUGCUCAACACUGGAAGGAAAACGAAAAGGAAGCCAUCGCUACUGCACAUCAAUGGACACUCCAAUAUGCCUCGAAUAGUUGAUUACUUUUAUCUUAGCCACAAAUUAUAUUUAUAUGUUGUUAUGGGAAUGGCGAUUUUUGAUGGAUUUUUUUUUUGUUUUGAAAUAAACUAGGAUUGAUUUCUUAUUGUAUUUAUAAA
This is a messenger RNA of Halteromyces radiatus, 664 nucleotides long. RefSeq names its product ubiquitin-conjugating enzyme E2 N. The record is from RefSeq and is a predicted model, not a curated record. The coding region runs from base 95 to 547 and encodes 150 amino acids. Lineage: Eukaryota; Fungi; Mucoromycota; Mucoromycetes; Mucorales; Cunninghamellaceae. The transcript is spliced from 5 exons.